Molecule: messenger RNA, 638 nt
Organism: Mercenaria mercenaria
Lineage: Eukaryota; Metazoa; Mollusca; Bivalvia; Venerida; Veneridae
Exons: 4
Coding region: 42-590 (182 amino acids)
Source: RefSeq, a predicted model, not a curated record
CAUCGACAACACAUUCUGUGACUUCUCCAACAACACCAGCUAUGUCGUCAUCAACAACAACACAAACAAAAACGACACCAAAAACAACGGCGCAAACGACUUCAUCCCCAGCAACAUCGUUUUAUGCCCCGACUUCUACACCUUUAUCAGCAAAAGUUACCACUGCGUCUGUUUCUUCCGUGGCGCCUUUAUCAAGUUGUGAUCACAUAAGCACACUAAGUGCAAUCGCUCGCCAAACAACAGUUGCCAAUCAGAAUGCGAUAGAAUGUUCUCCUAGCAGUCACACUUCGCACGAAGCGUUUGUACUCACAGAAUGUUCCGUACCACAGAAUCCAUCGUCGUGGCAACAGGGUGUUAAUGUAAUGGCUGACUGUGGCAGUUCGGCUGCCAUACCAACCUACACACCAAUUGCAGCUUAUGACCAUGGCUCUUAUUCUUCUGUCGGGAGUUUGUCCGGAAUCUUCCUUGGAUGUACAAGUAAUGGCUUCAAGAUUGCUCUACAGACAUGCGGCCAAGCACCACAUAUCACUGAACUGCAGCUUGGUGGUAGCAACACACAGAAUCCAAACAUGUAUUACACUAUAUCGUAAACGGAUUAAAAUGUUUGCCACUUUGAAAAUAAACAAGCAAAAAACUGA